Molecule: messenger RNA, 491 nt
Organism: Pleuronectes platessa (European plaice)
Lineage: Eukaryota; Metazoa; Chordata; Actinopteri; Pleuronectiformes; Pleuronectidae
Gene: sncb
Product: synuclein, beta
Exons: 6
Coding region: 138-491 (117 amino acids)
Biological process (GO): synapse organization; chemical synaptic transmission; synaptic vesicle endocytosis
Cellular component (GO): neuronal cell body; cytoplasm; axon terminus
Molecular function (GO): cuprous ion binding
Source: RefSeq, a predicted model, not a curated record
GGAGAUCAGCCCGAGGAAGGCCCACCUAGUGAUCAUUUGAAGAUAUCUCCCAUUUAGACGCUAGUGAAGACGCGACUGUGCGACGGAAUCAUAAGGGGACAAGUGGAAGGCAAUUUGAACAUCGUAGCUCGGCCAAGAUGGAUGUGUUUAUGAAGGGUUUGUCUAAAGCGAAGGAGGGGAUGGCUGUGGCUGCAGAGAAGACCAAGGAGGGUUGCGCGGUCGCGGCAGAAAAGACCAAAGAAGGAGUCAUGUUUGUAGGUAACAAGGCCAAAGACAGCGUGGGCAACGUGGCGGAGAGGACCACUGGAGCUAUGGGGAACAUCGUAGCUGCCACUGGUCUGGGGAAGAAGGACGAGUUCCCCUCUGACUUGAACCCUGAGGAGUAUGGACAGGAGGCCAUGGAGGGCCAGGGAGAGGCAAUGCUCGAGCCAGAAGGAGAGACAUAUGACGAGAGCCAGCAGGGGAGCCAGGAUUACGAGCCAGAAGCGUAA